AUGUCCACAAUGGUAUUGACAGAACUCAUCGCCUGGGUUACAAUUGCAGUGGCAGAUCUGGGAUUUGGUGGAGCACGACAAAAUGUGGAAUCCAGUUGGCUCCAGCCUAUACCUAUAGAUCGAACCCAGCAAACUUGGAUUCAACCUUCCCCAGACUAUAUGCUGCAGAUGAACAAUGGUAUAAAACCAGAGAAUAUAGGAGGUGGUUCACUGCAGUCUUCUUUGGACCAAACCAUGAACUUCAUGAACGGUGAAAAAUCACCAAUGGGACCUUACUGGCCUCAAACUUCCCUAGGCCAUACAAUGCAAAUGAUAAACGAUGGAAAAGCACAAGACAUGGGGACUGGUUUGCAGUCA
Molecule: messenger RNA, 357 nt
Organism: Cylicostephanus goldi
Lineage: Eukaryota; Metazoa; Nematoda; Chromadorea; Rhabditida; Strongylidae
Source: the annotation of a GenBank genome assembly